CUUUAAACCUAGCCGAUGUAAAAACGAAAAAUAAAAAAUUCAAUCUUUAAGAAACUUACGUCUAUUAACUGCCUUUUCCUGCAAUUCCUUCAUUCUACGGCCUGUCAUCGUCCAUCCUACUCAAACCCACUUCCUCUAAGAAUUUUAUGGGUGGAAGAAACACAAUUAGAAAUUUUCAAUGAUGACAGCUGCACAACUUUGUGGAGUUAAAAUCUCAACAGCAUUUUCUAACACUAGGAAAAGAUGGUGCAUGCACAAGACAUGGGAGUCAGAUGUUGAGGGCCGAUCACGUGGAUUUUGUUCUUCACUUUCAUUUGCUAUUCAAAGGAGCUGUGUACAUGAUUCUGGACGCUGCUAUGUGUCUUUUGACAGAAGAAAGUUAUCUCACAACACUGUUCUUCGACGUAGAAAGCCUUUUAAGAAUGUCUCAUAUAGUUUAGUAGGUUCCGAUGUAGAUGAAGAGCCUCAGGAGUUGGCCGAAAAUUCUUCCGAGGAGAAUACUCUAGAGAAUGAUAAUGAUGCUAACGGUUCAAGUGCUAUAGUUCAGUCUUCUAAUCAAUUGCCUCCUCAAAAUAUUAAACGAGAGCUUAUAAUGCUUUCUUUACCAGCAAUAGCUAGCCAAGCCAUUGAUCCUUUUGCACAGUUGAUGGAGACCGUUUACAUCGGCAAAAUAGGAUCUGUAGAACUCGCAUCUGCUGGUGUCUCUAUGUCGAUCUUUAAUCUCAUCUCAAAGCUUUUUAACAUUCCUCUUCUAAGCGUUGCUACUUCUUUUGUAGCUGAAGAUAUAGCUAAGUCUUCUACAGAUGGAGAUGAAACCGUUUUUUACGGGAAAUCUCAUCACGAAGAGUUGAAAAGAAAGCAAUUGUCAUCAGUUUCUACUGCGUUGUUACUCGCUGUAGGCAUUGGCAUCAUUGAGGCUCUAGCAUUACUUUUGGGAACCGGAUCAUUCCUUAGUUUAAUGGGUAUUGCACCUGAUAGUCCAAUGCGAGUUCCAGCACAUAGGUUUUUGUCGCUUAGAGCUCUUGGUGCUCCAGCUGUUGUUCUCUCGUUGGCUCUUCAGGGUGUUUUAAGGGGCUUUAAGGACACUAAGACCCCAGUAUUCUGUCUAGGUAUCGCAAAUGUUGCAGCCAUUUUUUUGUUCCCACUUUUCAUAUAUAAGCUUCAGAUGGGAGUUACCGGAGCAGCAAUUGCCACCUUCGUAUCACAAUACAUUGGUAGCUUCAUGAUGCUUUGGUUUCUUAGCAAAAGAGUAAUAUUAUUACCUCCGAAAUUGGGAGAUCUAAAAUUUGGGAUCUAUUUAAAAUCGGGCGGUUUUCUCAUCGGAAGAACUCUGGCUGUUCUGGUAACUAUGACGAUAGGGACCUCAAUGGCUGCUCGUCAAGGUCCUAUAGCGAUGGCUGCUCAUCAAAUCUGUGUCCAAGUAUGGUUGGCUGUCUCUCUUCUAACUGAUGCAUUGGCAGCAUCUGGUCAGGCUCUAGUAGCUAGUUCCAUGUCAAGAGGUGAUUACAGCACAGUGAAAGAGCUAACUAAUUUUGUAUUGAAGAUCGGAAUAGUUACCGGUGGUGCGUUGGCCGUGAUUUUAGGAGCAUCUUACGGAUAUUUUGUGAACUUGUUCACCAACGAUUCUGCAGUAUUGCAGAUAGUGAAAGCUGGCACUUUGUUUGUCAGUGCAAGCCAGCCGCUCAACGCUUUAGCAUUUAUCUUUGAUGGUCUCCAUUAUGGUGCAUCGGAUUUCCCUUACGCUGCUUGUUCUACGAUGCUGGUUGGGGCCAUUUCAUCCACUGUCUUGCUCUAUGCUCCUACAGUGAUCGGUCUUCCUGGCGUAUGGCUCGGGUUGACUCUCUUUAUGGGCUUACGUACAGCCGCAGGAUAUUUCAGAAUUUUGUCCCGGAACGGACCAUGGUGGUUCUUGCACAGCGAUUAUCGGCAAGUUAUGGACGUUAAUCAACUGGGAACCAACUGAGAUGUUAUGUUUGCACACCACGAUACAAGCUUUACAAAAUUUGGAGGUAAUAAAAGUUCAAGCUAGAUUGUUUUCAGCUGCUCAUAAUUUUUAUUUUAUAGUCUAAGUUCUCCUACUUAGUUUGAUUUUGUACAUGCUACUGUAAAUUGUUUCUUAGGUUAGACAUUCCCAUUUGAAAUUAGUGAACUUAAAACUUAUAUUAGGGAAAAUAAAAUUUAAAAAAAUAAUUUAGAUCUUUAUUUUUAUUUUAUUCUAUUGCUUUUAUAUGAAAGUUUGAACCCAUUAAUGUUUUCCUCCAGUCUUGAUAAGGUGAGAGAUUUACGGCUUUCAUUUUCAUCCUUGUGAUGCGUGCUUGUUUUUCAGUAACUAUAGGAUGGAUUGAUUUUUUUUUUUUUCCUUAUUUUCUAUUGGGAUUCUCUGACUUUUCUCAAAUUAAAAGAUAAAUAAAAAGAUAAGUUAUUACAUCUAUAAAAUGCAAGAUUUUGGUAAAAAAUAGUUUUCUAAUUUAACAUCGAAGAAUAUUCAUGAAAUAAUUAGUGGGUAUCAGCAUGGUGUAGGGCCAUAGAUCCUAUAAUCCCACUUGUUAGGGAUGAAAUGCAUAAUGGAACAAACAAACAAAAAGAGUGAGAUGUCUAUAUGCCAAAUUCCAAUGGAACAUUAAAUUAAAUCAUCAAUUAGUAAUCUUAUUUUUUGUAAAUUUUCGUGAUUAGUGAGUGAGCGUAGAUUAGGCCCCUCAUUUUCCCACUCACUAUAAAUGAAAGUUGCCACUAAACCUAAAGGAGAGAGAUAAUAUUAUCUAAAUUACUCUUCUAUCCUUCAAAAAAGUGAUAAUAAAUUUGUUAUGUAUUGAUAGGUGUUUGAUGACUUAUAAAUGGUACUUGAUAGCAAAUAUUUAUUAAAAUGACUUAUUUGACGAGCUAAUUUUAAACUUACACAUUAAAAAAAAGAAUGGAAUACAAAUUCUUGUUAAUGGCAUGGUUUGAACUGUGUGUGGAAGGUAAUUACACAACUAACUCAAUCAAGUUUGAUUUUUUAAUAUUGUUACUUAUCUAUCCGAACUACUCAUUAAACCCACCACUAACUAUUGAUGAAAUGAUUUUAAUGGGAUAACGAGAGUAUCUCAAAUCUCAAAAUAAUAAAGAGGAUAAAGAGAGUUUAUAGUUUGAGAAUUUAACACCCAAUUUCGGGCCAUGAUCUAUAAGAGUAUUAUUGAUAUAUUCUUCAUAUAGUGAUGAGUUGAAGUUAAGAGAUUGUUUUCAACGUCUCAAAGUGUUUAAAGAUAAUGCUAUAUUAGUUGAACCAAAUUAUCACAUUAGUAUUGUUGAUUAAACUAGAAUCACUUUAAUAUUUUCAUUUGAAGUUAUAAUUCUUAUUAGAUUGAGGCUCUCAACCUUUGUAAUUAGCUAUAGUAACAUUGGUGUUAAGUUUUAGUGUGGCAUAAUCGUGUCUACCAAU
Molecule: messenger RNA, 3418 nt
Organism: Amaranthus tricolor (Joseph's coat)
Lineage: Eukaryota; Viridiplantae; Streptophyta; Magnoliopsida; Caryophyllales; Amaranthaceae
Product: protein DETOXIFICATION 45, chloroplastic
Exons: 15
Coding region: 179-1963 (594 amino acids)
Biological process (GO): transmembrane transport
Cellular component (GO): chloroplast; membrane
Molecular function (GO): antiporter activity; xenobiotic transmembrane transporter activity
Source: RefSeq, a predicted model, not a curated record